AUGAUUAUGAUGCAAAAUGGCGAGAUCGUGAGUGAGGACGAAGCCGAGUACGAAGGCAUGCCACCCCUUGAAGGAGGUAGCGAUGGUGAGUCACCAAAUGAAGAGGAGUUUAGUGCACCCGAGGGUCACUUUGGGACCGCCUUGGUUGCCAGGAGAGCAUUGACGGCACGUGUUAAGGAGGACGAGCUUCAACGGGAGAACAUUUUCUACACUAGGUGCUUCGUCAACCAAGCACUUUGUAGUGUGAUUAUUGAUAGUGGGAGCUGUACAAAUGUGGCUAGUUCCCUCAUGGUGGACAACUUGAAGCUGCCUACGAGGGAUCACCCGCGACCCUACAAACUCCAAUGGCUCAACAAUUCUGGGGAGGUUCGAGUAACCAAACAGGUUCUUAUAUCCUUUCAAAUUCAUAAAUAUACUGAUGAAAUAUUAUGUGAUGUAGUUUCUAUGCAGGCUAGUCACAUUAUACUAGGUAGGCCAUGGCAGUUUGACAGGCAGGAAUAUGCUGAUAUCUUUCCUGAUGACGUACCAAGUGGAUUACCACCGCUUAGAGGUACUGAGCACCAAAUAGACUUCGUCCCUGGACCGUCGUUGCCAAAUCGCCCAGCUUACAAGAGCAACCCGGAGGAAACUAAGGAGCUGCAAAGCAAAUCUUAUGAUGAACACCUAGAGCAUAUUAGGGCUGUUAUGGAUGUACUUCGACGAGAGAAGCUCUAUGCCAAUCUCAAGAAGUGUAAUUUUUGCACUAAUGAACUUGUGUUUCUAGGGUUUGUUAUAAGUGCGCAGGGAAUGAAGGUGGAUGACCAAAAGGUGAAAGCUAUCCAAGAGUGGCCAACACCAAGAUCGGUGGGUGAUGUUCGGAGCUUCCAUGGACUUGCGGGUUUCUAUAGGAGAUUCGUGAGGGACUUUAGCACCAUUGCUGCACCCUUGACCGAGUUGAUCAAGAAGAAUGAGAACUUCCAUUGGGGAGAUUCUCAAGAACAAGCCUUUCGCGCUUUAAAGCACAAACUCACACAUGCACCUGUACUUGCUUUACCUGACUUUUCUAAGACAUUUGAAAUUGAUUGUGAUGCUUCAGGUAUUGUAGUUGGAGCUGUGUUGAACCAAAGAGGAAGACCUAUUGCCUACUUUAGUGAGAAACUCAAUGGGGCUGCACUGAACUACUCAACUUAUGAUAAAGAGUUAUACGCCCUCAUUCGAGCACUACAAGUUUGGCAGCACUACUUAAGGCCUGAGGAAUUCGUGAUACACACUGAUCAUUAG
Messenger RNA from Coffea arabica (coffee), 1260 nucleotides. RefSeq lists its product as uncharacterized. The record is from RefSeq and is a predicted model, not a curated record. NCBI's taxonomy places the organism in Eukaryota, Viridiplantae, Streptophyta, Magnoliopsida, Gentianales, Rubiaceae.